Molecule: messenger RNA, 3189 nt
Organism: Zea mays
Lineage: Eukaryota; Viridiplantae; Streptophyta; Magnoliopsida; Poales; Poaceae
Product: G-type lectin S-receptor-like serine/threonine-protein kinase At2g19130
Exons: 1
Coding region: 431-3016 (861 amino acids)
Biological process (GO): protein phosphorylation; recognition of pollen
Molecular function (GO): ATP binding; protein serine/threonine kinase activity
Source: RefSeq, a predicted model, not a curated record
CCGUGGCGCAGUCGCAGCACCUCGUACGUUUUUUUUUCGUUGGUGUUUGGCCGCUUGCUAGGGGCGACGAGUCGGGAUCGGGAACUCAGUGCGUCGCAUGAAAAAGGCAGCGUUGAAUUCCACGGGCGAAGCACGGCGGCGGGCGGCAGGCCACGGUGAAAAGACCCAAAGCACUGGACACCAACACCAUCAACCACGCCGCUGCGACUGGACGAACACGGCAAGUGCCGUCGCCAUCGGCACCGAGACGGGUUUUCUCGUCAGCGGCCGGCCGGCUGCCCGGCUUGGUUUCUGGUCCAGCUCCACCCCGCGCCGUCCGCACUCGUCAUCUCGGCGACGGUCUUGCACGUGGGCGCCCACGUCCACAUGUUAAACCCCACCUGCGUUCUAGCGCAGCCGGCAGCCCCCUCCCGUUUCACCAAGUACCACCAUGUCUGUCGCUCUGCCCAUCGCCGUCGUCGGGCUCCUCGCCCUCGUCGGCGCGUGCCGCUCGGCGGCCACGGACACUCUCUCGCCGCGCCAGGUGCUCGCCGGGAACGACACGCUCGUGUCCAACAACAGCAAGUUCACGCUCGGCUUCUUCAAGGCUCCCGACGGCGCCGCCGGCUCGGCCGACAAGUGGUACCUCGGCAUAUGGUUCACCGCGGUCCCCGGCCGGACCACGGUCUGGGUGGCCAACGGCGCGAACCCAAUCAUCGAGCCCGACACAGGAUCGCCGGAGCUCGCGGUCACCGGCGACGGCGACCUUGCCGUCGUGAACAACGCCACCAAGUUGGUGACGUGGUCCGCCAGGCCCGCCCACGACGCCAACACAACCACCGCCGCGGCCGUCGCCGUGCUCCUCAACAGCGGGAACCUCGUCCUCCUCGACGCAUCCAACUCCAGCUCCACCGCGGCGGCGGCGCCACGCCGCACGCUGUGGCAGAGCUUCGACCACCCGACCGACACGCUGCUGCCCAGCGCCAAGCUCGGGCUCAACAGGGCCACGGGCGCGAGCAGCCGCCUCGUGUCCAGGCUGAGCUCGGCCACCCCGUCCCCGGGGCCCUACUGCUUCGAGGUCGACCCCGUCGCUCCCCAGCUCGUGCUCAGGCUCUGCGACUCAUCGCCCGUCACCACCUACUGGGCCACCGGCGCGUGGAACGGCAGGUACUUCAGCAACAUCCCGGAGAUGGCCGGGGACGUGCCCAACUUCCACCUCGCGUUCGUCGACGACGCGAGCGAGGAGUACCUCCAGUUCAACGUGACCACCGAGGCGACCGUGACGCGCAACUUCGUCGACGUCACCGGCCAGAACAAGCACCAGGUGUGGCUCGGCGCGUCCAAGGGCUGGCUGACGCUCUACGCGGGGCCCAAGGCGCAGUGCGACGUGUACGCUGCGUGCGGGCCGUUCACGGUCUGCAGCUAUACCGCGGUGCAGCUCUGCAGCUGCAUGAAGGGCUUCUCGGUGAGGUCGCCGAUGGACUGGGAACAGGGUGACCGGACAGGAGGGUGCGUUAGAGAUGCUCCACUGGAUUGCAGUACUGGUAACAACAGCAAUGCCAGCGCGCCAUCUUCAACGUCCGAUGGCUUCUUCUCCAUGCCUAGCAUUGGGUUGCCUGACAACGGGCGUACCUUGCAGAACGCGAGGAGUUCAGCUGAAUGCUCAACGGCAUGUCUGACCAACUGCUCCUGCACUGCGUAUUCCUAUGGUGGCAGCCAGGGGUGCCUCGUUUGGCAGGGUGGGUUGCUCGACGCGAAACAGCCGCAAAGCAACGACGCCGACUAUGUUUCCGACGUAGAAACUCUUCAUCUUCGUCUCGCUGCAACAGAGUUUCAGACAUCAGGACGCAGGAAAAGAGGAGUGACCAUCGGUGCCGUCACCGGUGCGUGCGCUGCUGCCUUGGUUUUGCUGGCGCUGGCAGUAGCAGUGAUCAUCCGUAGGAGGAAGAAAACCAAGAACGGUCGAGGGGCUGCUGCCGGUGGUGGGCUCACGGCCUUUUCAUACCGAGAGCUGCGUUCCGCGACCAAGAAUUUCUCUGAAAAGCUCGGGCAAGGUGGCUUCGGCUCCGUCUUCAAGGGGCAGCUGCGUGACUCCACGGGCGUUGCGGUGAAGAGGCUCGACGGCAGCUUCCAGGGAGAGAAACAGUUCAGAGCUGAAGUGAGCUCCAUCGGCGUCAUCCAGCACGUCAACCUGGUGAGGCUGGUCGGCUUCUGCUGCGAGGGCGAGAGACGGUUCCUCGUCUACGAGCACAUGCCGAACCGGUCCCUCGACAUCCACCUGUUCCAGAGCGGCGGCGGCGUGUUCCUGGACUGGAGCACCCGGUACCAGAUCGCCGUCGGCGUCGCCAGGGGCCUCUCCUACCUCCACGACGGCUGCCGGGACCGCAUCAUCCACUGCGACGUCAAGCCAGAGAACAUCCUGCUGGGCGCGUCGCUGCUCCCCAAGAUCGCCGACUUCGGGAUGGCCAAGUUCGUCGGGAGGGACUUCAGCCGGGUGCUCACCACGAUGAGGGGCACCAAGGGCUACCUCGCGCCGGAGUGGAUCGGCGGGACGGCCAUCACGCCCAAGGUCGACGUGUACAGCUACGGCAUGGUGCUGCUGGAGCUCGUGUCGGGGAGGAGGAACGCCGGCGAGCAGUACUGCACGGCCAGUGGCUCUGGUGACGACGACGCCGCGCGGGAGGAGCUCGCGUUCUUCCCCAUGGAAGCUGCGAGGGAGCUCGUCAAGGGGCCUGGCGUAGUCAGCGUCAGCAGUCUGCUGGAUGGCAAGCUCUGCGGCGACGCCGAUCUCGUGGAGGUGGAGAGAGCCUGCAAGGUGGCAUGCUGGUGCAUCCAGGACGACGAGGCCGACCGGCCGACCAUGGGGGAGGUGGUUCAGAUACUGGAGGGCGUCUUGGACUGCGACAUGCCACCCCUGCCGAGGUUGCUGGAGACCAUAUUUGGGAGACCACACUCGUCAACAGAACAACAGACAACUACGGUUUCAGGCACGUCAACGUCACAACCCUUUACUAGUGGGAGUGGAUCACACAAUUAAUUUGUCCGUGUAUAAUAAUUUUUUAAUCGAAUAUCAAUAUAACUGUUGUAUAUUUGGUCUUAGAAAGAAUAAAAAAGAACAGUUGUAUAGUUCUGUACGAAAUUGGAGUUCUGCGGCUAAAAUCUAUUAGCAAUGCACGUAAUUUUGAAUCCUGGUUAAUUUUCUUUUUAUAG